Messenger RNA from Topomyia yanbarensis, 3924 nucleotides. RefSeq lists its product as uncharacterized. The transcript has 2 exons. The record is from RefSeq and is a predicted model, not a curated record. NCBI's taxonomy places the organism in Eukaryota, Metazoa, Arthropoda, Insecta, Diptera, Culicidae. The coding region runs from base 1839 to 3659 and encodes 606 amino acids.
UAUCAAUUGGAGUGGAACCAUUUUCAUUUUAAGUUGAAAAUAAAACCCAUAUGAAUCAUUUUGUCGCACUGAAACUGCAACUUGUUGUUCAAGUAGUCAGCGUGAAACGCGCUUCAAGCCUAAUUAAUAUUCCGUAUUCUUUACGCUUGAAAAGCAUAAUUCAUUUAGCAUUCAUACAAAGCAAGCUAAACUGUUCAUUCAUCAUCAUCGUCACCUUGAUGUUGUAUGCAGCAACAGUAGGCUUCAUAGUGCUUGUGGGUGGAAAUACUGCAGGCGUUGAGGGGCGAGUGGUGUAUGUGUAGAUACCGAAAAACGAAACGUGUGGAGGUAGCAUAAUAGUACCUCAAACUCUGUCUCUCUCUAUCUCUCCAGUAAGUACUGCGCCUGUGGUAUGCUUGCCGUUGCCAUUAGCAACUGGUGGGAGCCGAACUGUUGCGUUUAUGUGCUGUGAUCGGUGAGAUAACGGGAGCAGGGCUUUAGGGUUCUCGCGAGCGAGCUUUUUGUCUAGAUCAGCUCGGUAAGUGUUCGCCGACUGUGGCCUCAAAACAACGGUAUUAGGCAGGUAUAUCUUUCGAGAACAUAGUUUUCGAUAAAAUAAACAAACCAAUAUGUUCUAUAGAUUCGAGGGUUCAAUAUGUACUCCAAUUAUAUUGAACAAUAUAGAAUUGAACUAAGGAAUGUUUUAAUAUGGCAUGUGAUAUUAAGGUGUGGCCAGACAAAAACAUAAAACACGUAUUAUUUAUUGUCUGGUUGUGGCAAGUUCCGCAAAGAACGAAUACGUUAAAAAUUAAAUUUGCGAUCAAUUUUUCAGACAAUGAUCCUUCCUUCCUUUUAGCAUUUUAAACAUUGCUUUGAUAGAGAGUUUGAAAAAAAAACAGCAAAAGGAAAUUGUUACGAUAAUUCAAAAAGCAAAGCAGGAAGUAUCUUAGUUUUCCAGUAAAAGUGACUACUCGCCAUACAAUCCAUGGAUUGGGCUAACAUCGAUAUCGUCGCUUCAUUUCUCAGAAACAGUACAGUAUCAUAACUGGCUUGAAAGUCUUGUUUAAGCAAAAUAAAAAUUCCAAUUGAAUAUUCCUCUUUUCAUCCUACCAUUUGAGCCAAUGAAUCGAACAGGGACAUCACAUGUGACUCUAACUAAAGAGCACAAAUGGUUGGGAUGUAUAGAGUGACAGAAGUGGAUUAAAGAUCAUUUACCCUACCAUGUAGAUGACGACGUAGUGUUGUGAUAUGACUUCGCAUGUUCAUAUACGUCUUUAAUACGAUAGAAGGUCUUUCGACGCCUGUGCUAUCCAAAAACCCUAACCACCCAAUAUUCCUCAGCUGUUUCCAAAUAUUCUAAUAAAUUUCUUAUAAAAAAGAAUCUACUCGAUUAACUUUAUGCCAAAUAAUAACAGAAUUUAUUAGAAUAAUUUGAACAAAAGGCGAAAAUUAGGCAAAAUACCUAAUUGGCUAACCUGACUGCCGUAAAGCUUCUUCACGCGCAUUUCUAGCUCGUUUCGAAAAAGGCUUUUCUGGCCGCAUGAGACCGUGCUGAGGGUGUCUCAAACCGAUUUGCUCAACAUGGUUCUUAUCUACAGUCAGAUGGGUGAACGUAGAAAAGAAACUCGAUAUUAUCAAAAUCGGUAUCACACAUCUUAUCGUAUUCGAAAUCAAAACAUACCCUCAUACUCGUCCAGUAACUGUGAUUAUGGUACCAGUCUUUCGUUAGUCGCUCGAAAGUUAAAACCCUUUCACGCCAUAAGCGGUCACCUGCUCCCGGUUUUGUCGAAACUGUCAUGUGAUUAUAUUUUUCUGGAUUGAUUAGGAAAACCGAAAACAUCAAGUAUUCGUGUGCCAAAAUGACUGACCAGCUGAACUUGCAGCGUGAGCGCUACCCGGGGGCUGAACGAAACCGUCGUGCUAAACUGAAAUUUUUUUCCGAAUUAAAAAGCUUCUACAAGGAAAAACAAAAAGCCUUCAUAGAAUCUAUUUCAUCGGAGGAAAAGAAAGAAGAACCAAAGGUGGAUCUGUCUGUUCCCGGUACUCCUGUUUGCUCUCGUUACUUGCGAUCGCUGUCGCGACGUCAAUCCGAGUCGGAAGAGGCACAACAGGAACCUGUUCAGCUACCAAAUGAAAUUCUCAUUAGCAGUAUGGUCAUCGAUAAAUGUUUGAAGGACAUGAAGGCUCUGAACGCUGAUGAAGAGGAACAACAUGCCGAAGUUGUUCACAUCGAGGAAGAUAAAACGGAUAACGAAGAUAUAGAAAACGAAACGGACAGCGGAACAAAACCAGAAAAUUUAACGCAACAGUAUUUCAACGAAUCGGAGGAAAAACAUGCCUAUCAACGGACUUUUAGCGAAGUUGUGCAGACGUUACAUCGUGGUGAAGUUCGGAGCCCUGUAGUGAAACGUUACUUCAAUGAAUCAACGGCUAAUAAUAGUUACAGCCGAAAUUUCAAUGAAGCAUUUUCGGAACUAGAUCCUGAAAAGCUGCGACCCGAUCCUUUACUGAUCGAUUCAGAGAUCAUUACUAAAGGAUACAAAACGUCAGUGCCGGGAACGCCAAUAUGCUCGACCCAUCUGAACAAGUUGAAGAAACACAAUUACAUAAGUGACUCUUCGGACGACGAAAAGAAUGACGUCCCGAAAAACCGAACUGAUAUCGCUAUAGCUGACCCUCUGGAAAAGUUUAUUAAAGAUAUGGAGCAACUCAAAUUGAACAAGGACAAUGAUAUAAUCGAAAGGAAGCCUCUGAAUACUUUUGCAGUGGACGAGUAUUUAGCAUCAUCUGAAGAAAAGAAAACGUAUGCCAGAACUUUCUCCCAAGCAGCACAAACUUUGUAUGCGAGCGAAGUGAAAAGUCCGACAGUGAAGCAAUACUUUGACCAGUCCGAAUUAAAAAAAACCUUCCGCCGUGAUUUUUCCGAAGUUUAUCAGGAAAUAAACAAGGCAGAGUUACCAAUAAAUAUGGAUUCAACAAUCGCCAACACAGUACCAAUGGAGAAAAAUGAUAUUGCAGAAUAUCCCAUACAAAAAAUCGAUUCAUUGGAAGAGUUAUUCGAAAAACAUCCUCAGGAGGAGAAAAACAACAUGGAGCCUGUCAAAGAGUUUUGCGCUAAAUCGUAUUUGACAUCAUCGGAAGCUAGAAAAACCUAUUCGAGGACUUUUUCCGAAGCAGCACAAUCUAUCAAUACCAGACAUGUAGAAAAUUCAGCUAUUCAAAACUAUUUCGAUCAAUCCGAAACAAAAAAAACCUUCCGUCGAGGGUUUUCCGAAGCAUACCAAGAAGUGGACAUAAAAGAGAUCACUCCUAAUGUUAUACCAUCAAGCCGGGCCUUAGAGCUAGCUUCAAAUGAGCUUCAUGAGAUUACGAAACAAAACAGUAAUUCAAUUUCAUGCUCCAGUGCUGUAGAUGGUACGGAAAUAUCAGCAAAUGUAGUUAUGUUAACGGAUGAGAACCCAUCGAUCAAACAAACGAAAAGAAGUAUCUCCGUCCCAGGAACACCAAUUAAUUCGAGAAAAUUAUACCCAAAGGAUAAACAGCAACGUCCCAUCAACGAGUCCAAGCCAAAGUAUGACACGUCUACAACUGCCCAUUCUGUACGAGCCCGUGCAGUAUCCGCUACGGAAAAUAGCAUGGAGAAAGAAUUUUGGAAGAGCUUCGGAGCUGCAGCAGUAUAAUUUACAACCAAUAUGACAUGUAGAUAAAGAAAAAAAUAGAAAUUUAAAUAAACGGUCAAUUUUAAUCAACAAAAGUUUCAUACUGUUGUCAUGAAAAAAAAUUGAGGUUUCUCGUCAAACAAUGGCUUAAAUUAGUUUUUAGGGGCAAACUGAAUAAAGUGAGUUGAGCUGAAUGACGCCGCACUUUAAUAUUUCAACUGAAGACUCCGUUUAGGUAGCUCUACAUUGUUAUCCGAUAUCCAAACAAUAAAUAAAAUAAUAACAA